AUGUAUAAAGUAGGCGGAACUAACAAACAUACAUUGAAAUACAUAUUGAAAAUAACAGUGUACAAUACCGGAGCUGGAAUUUCUAUAAUUUCCAAAGAAACAUUUGAUGAUAACUUCAAUAACAUUUCACUUAAACCAUGCAGUACACUCCUGCAUACAUACACUGGGGACUCGAUCAAAGUUCGUGGACAGUUUAAUGCAAGUGUGAACUAUAAUGGUCAACGUAUGAGUUUACCGUUAGUCGUAGUUGAUGGGUCGGGGCCCUCCCUUUUUGGACGAGAUUGGUUAGCCAAAAUAAAAGUGGAUUGGAAAAGAAUUUUCAAUGUCAGUGUACCAACGAUUCCAAAGUUAUCUGCAGCUGUAACGAAUCGCUUGCAUGCUACAAUUCAGUCAUACUCAGAGGUGUUUAAGCAAGGUUUGAGGACAAUUAAGGGGAUCAAUGCGAAGUUGGAGGUCACGAAUGACGCUUAUCCCAAGUUCUGUAAGGCCCGCCCUGUUUCUUAAGCCCUAAAGUCAGCGGUCGAUGAGGAAUAUGAUCGUUUGGAACGGGAGGGUAUUAUAGAGAAAGAAGAAUUUAGUGAGUGGGCCACUCCGAUGGUUCACAUCCCCAAGGCUGAUAACACUACUCGAUCAUGUGGUGAUUAUGCGGUGACUGUUAACCCACAGCUCCAAGUUCCCCACUACCAAAUUCCACUACCUGAGGAUGUUUUCCAGAAGCUUCGGGGAGGAAAGCUAUUUUCUAAACUGGAUAUGAAGAAUGCGUACCAGCAGCUACUUCUUCAUGACGAGAGUCAACAAUACAUGACUAUCCACACUCACCGAGGACUUUAUCGCUAUAAAAGACUUCCUUUUGGUAUUGCAGCUUCGCCAGCAAUAUUCCAGCAUGUGUGGAUGUUAUUUUACAAGGCAUCGACAAUGUAG
Messenger RNA from Paramuricea clavata, 921 nucleotides. The record is from the annotation of a GenBank genome assembly. NCBI's taxonomy places the organism in Eukaryota, Metazoa, Cnidaria, Anthozoa, Malacalcyonacea, Plexauridae.